This is a messenger RNA of Trypanosoma brucei brucei TREU927, 429 nucleotides long. RefSeq lists its product as hypothetical. The record is from RefSeq and is a predicted model, not a curated record. NCBI's taxonomy places the organism in Eukaryota, Euglenozoa, Kinetoplastea, Trypanosomatida, Trypanosomatidae. The transcript has a single exon. The coding region runs from base 1 to 429 and encodes 142 amino acids.
AUGAAAAGAAAAAAAAAAAGAAGAGUUCGAUUUGGAAAUAAGACGAAGAAAAGGAAGGGAAAAAGUGAAACACAAAGACGGGACCAGGCAGGCGUGCUGCGUCCCUGUUUUGUUUUGUUUUGUUUUUUUUUUAAAAAAUUCCCAUCCAUCCUUCUUUUUUCCAUCUCGUUUUUUCUUCUUUUUCUUUUUCUUUUUUUAAAAAAAAAUUAUCAAUCAGAAGAGUCCUCUCAUAAAUGCACCAUACGGCAGUGGCGCAUAAAACACUGCGAACAAAUUCGUCAUAUUAAUUUUCGUCAACUGCAUCCAUCCAUCGAAGUUAUUCCACUUGCAAGGUGUGUGGAAAGAAGAAGAAGAAGAAGAAAAAAAAAAAACGAAAACAAACAGAAUGAAGUUUCGCUUUCCACUGCUACACCACAUCACGGCACCUAA